Molecule: messenger RNA, 1207 nt
Organism: Culex quinquefasciatus (southern house mosquito)
Lineage: Eukaryota; Metazoa; Arthropoda; Insecta; Diptera; Culicidae
Exons: 2
Coding region: 45-1190 (381 amino acids)
Source: RefSeq, a predicted model, not a curated record
UUUGUUUGGCGUUGCGUCACGUGUCACGUGUUCAGUGGGAAACAAUGAUUUUCUCUCAAGAAGAUGUGGUCGAAUCCUCGCAAUCUGGUGAAUCCAGUAGUGGUCGUCGUGGUCGUGGUCGCCGAUCGAACGGAUCGCAAAGUGCACUGCCGAAGCGCAAAUCUCAGCGCAACCAGGUCCAGCGGCAGCAGCAACUUCCGGUGGACAGCGCCGACUGGUCGAGCUCGGUUCUGCUCGAGAUCCCGCAAUCGGAUACCGAGGAAAGCCCGGCAGGUAACCUGUCCGGGAGUCUCUUCUCCGGACAGCAGGAUCUGCUACGGCAGUACGAGAGCCACGAACAGGACUUGAAGAAGCGGGACGCUAUGCUGGAGCAGGUUCUAGAGCAGUCCCGGAAAGCGUGCGAGCAGCUCAAGUUGCAGAACAGUUCUUCUCAGCAGGCAACUGAGCUGUUUCGUUGUUCGGAACAUCCCCCGGCGAACCAGCCGGCUAUUUCGAAGGAAGUCUCCUGUCAGACCUCUGUCAACCAGCAGGAAGCCGGCGUUCAGUGCAACCAACCAAAGGUUAUCCUUUGCAAUGCUUCCGUUCAGCUGUCCCCAAUCUCCCAGAAGCGCUCCUCCCAAAACGUAGCAACGCAAUCCUCCCCAAACGGUCAACCCAAACGCUCCCGGAUUUCAACCUCAACCAACACGGACGAUCCGCAGCGCGAAAACUCUUCCGCCCAAACCACCCAGAUCCAAACCCGGGACGUGGCAAUCCAAAAGUACCACAGCACUCGGGUUCGCGAAAUGGCCGCCCAAACCGACCAAGUCGUAGUCCCGAAACCCAAAAUUUCGCGGCGGAACGUCAGCAUCCAGCACCGCUCCACCGGCACCCUGGAUCUUGGUACGGCCAAUUCCGUUGGGCUGGGGAUCGCCCUGCGUUGUGAUCCGGCCCGGCUGCAGCGCGUGCUGUUCAAAAUGGCCGCCGAACAGCACAACCAGUCACGUGGUAGCAGCACCAACAACAGUGUUGUCGAUACGUCGGGGUCGAUGCAGGACGGAGGGGGGUUGGAACUGUUUGGGCCGGAUGAGCCGUACUAUGCGAAUUAUGAGUACUUUAUGGAGGAGGAGCGUGGGGAUACGGACGGUGGGAGCACCCGAGGAUCGGAGCAGGAAGUGAGCUGCUUUGUGGAGGAUGAUUACAAUGUGUGAGGGGUGGAAUGGUACCA